This is a messenger RNA of Epinephelus lanceolatus (giant grouper), 4943 nucleotides long. It is a transcript of the gene mtmr9, whose product is annotated as myotubularin related protein 9. Gene Ontology annotation, cellular component: cytoplasm. Gene Ontology annotation, molecular function: protein phosphatase binding. Lineage: Eukaryota; Metazoa; Chordata; Actinopteri; Perciformes; Serranidae. Gene Ontology annotation, biological process: phosphatidylinositol dephosphorylation; negative regulation of autophagy. The record is from RefSeq and is a predicted model, not a curated record.
CUUGUUUCCAGUCGGCUUGUUUAUGUGAACGUACCAGUCUCGCCCAACUGCAAUUAUAGCGAAAAGAUAACCAGGUCGGGACAUGGAGUUUGCAGAGUUGAUAAAGACACCCAGGGUGGAUGGGGUUGUCCUACAUCGGCCUUUCAUGCCCACAGUGGAGGGGACACUGUGUUUGACGGGUCAUCACCUGAUUCUCUCCUCCAGACAGGACAACACAGAGGAGCUGUGGCUGCUGCACUCAAACAUUGACUGUAUAGAGAAAAGGUUUGUGGGGUCUCUGGGGAGCAUCAUAGUCAAAUGUAAAGACCUGAGGGUGAUCCAGCUCGACAUCCCUGGCAUGGAAGAGUGUCUCAACAUUGCCAGCUCUAUUGAGGCUCUCUCCACUCUUGAUUCACCCUCCCUGAUGUACCCUUUCUUCUACCGGCCCAUGUUUGAAGUCAUAGAAGACGGCUGGAAUUCAUUUCUUCCAGAGGAUGCCUUUAAAGAUUUGGAGUCCAUGACAGAUGAGUGGAGACUGAGUGAUGUCAACAAGGAUUUCAGUGUGUGUCCAUCAUACCCCCCUCUAGUGGCAGUGCCCAAAGAUGUUGAUGAUGACACACUGAGGAAAGUAGCCACCUUCCGACACAGUGGUCGUUUUCCAGUGCUUAGCUACUACCACAAGAAGAAUGGCAUGGUGAUGAUGCGAGCAGGGCAGCCACUGACAGGCACCAACGGGCGUCGGUGUAAGGAAGACGAGAAGCUGAUCAAUGCCACCCUGCGGCCAGGCAAACGCGGCUACAUCAUUGACACACGCACCAUCAGUGUUGCCCAGCAGGCCAAAGCUCGAGGGGGAGGAUUUGAGUCUGAGGCUAACUACCCCCAAUGGAGGAGGAUCCACAAGGCAAUCGAAAGGUCUAACAUCCUCCAGGAGAGCCUGAUAAAGCUGGUAGAGGCGUGUAACGACCAGUCGCACAGUAUGGACCGCUGGUUAAGCAAGCUAGAGGCCUCCAACUGGCAGACUCAUGUCAAGGAGAUCCUCACCACCGCCUGCCUGGCUGCGCAGUGUAUCGACAGGGAGGGGGCGUCGGUGCUCGUUCACGGUACAGAGGGGACAGACUCCACCCUGCAGGUGACCUCCUUGGCUCAGAUCAUCCUUGAUCCGGCCUGCAGGACCAUCAGAGGCUUCCAGGGUCUGGUUGAGCGAGAGUGGCUCAAGGCGGGUCACCCGUUCCAGCAGCGCUGCGCCCAGUCAGCCUACUCCAACAACAAGCCUCGACAGGAGGCGCCUGUCUUCCUUCUCUUCUUGGACUGCGUGUGGCAGAUCCUUCGCCAGUUUCCGUGCUCCUUUGAAUUCAGCGAAAGCUUCCUGGUGCUGGUUUUUGAACACGCCUAUGCUUCUCAGUUUGGCACCUUCCUGGGCAACAGCACAGCCGAGAGGGUCAAACUGUCUCUACCUGAGAAGACUGUGUCCCUGUGGUCGUGGGUGAACCGGCCCCAAGAACUGGAGCGUCUGACCAACCCGCUCUACGAGGCCAACAGUCUUGUGAUCUGGCCCUCUGUGGCCCCUCAGAGUCUGCUGCUGUGGGAAGGAGUGUUCCUUCGUUGGAACCGCUCAUCUAAGUGUUUGGACGAGGCCUACGAGGAAAUGGUACACAUAAUUGAAUACAACAAGGAGCUUCAGAACAAAGUGAACAGCCUGCGCAGGCAGCUGGCCCAGCUGGAGACUGAAGAUCCUCUGCUGCAGACGCCGUAGAGUGAGAGACAGAGAUGGAAGAGAGAGGUAGAAAAUGUGAAAAUAUAAUGAAACAGAUCAGUGUCGGCCCAAGUUUAGGCUUUAAAAUCAAAACAUUAUAAUUUGGGAUUGUGUCUAUAAUUGAUGUUACAUUUUGGUUUCCUGCACAGAUGAAAAAAAGAAAUAGAACGGCCCUAAACUGAGAUUAUAUUAUAACUGACCUCUCUACAGUUAUCUUUGUGCCCUGACACUUUGCGUGCAUACAGGAAAAAAACAUACAUUUAAAGCUAAUUUAUCAGGUUGUUUUAUUGAAACUAAGCAGGAGUGAGAGCGAAAAAAACAUGCUGUUAUUUCCUAAGAGUGCUGCUAAAAGCCAAACAUUCAUCAUCUCGUAGUUGUCUAAUACGGAGCUGAAACAAUCAGUCCCUCCAGGAUUUGUUUUUGGGUCUCUUGCGCCCUAAAAUGCCUGAUUUAAUUGCAGUUUUUCUAAUAAACUGCAAUGCAUGUUGCAGUGUUUUUUCUUUUUUUAAGGUAAAAAAUGCAAAAAUAGUUGUGGAUUUUUUUUGUAUAUUCAUUAUUAAUCGAACUUUAACCAGUGAAAGUUUGUAAUUGAUACUACACUAACCAUAAAUAUGUAAUCUAACUCAUUUUGAUACCUUCUGCAUGUGGAAUAGGUCUGGAUGCAACAGCCCCUGUCAUGGUAAUAUCUCUUGUCUGUCGUUGACCCAGUUUCAGCCAUUUUCUGAGUGUGUUUUGGGGUUAAAAAGGUGUGUGUGUUCCAUCACAACAUUGCACACUGCAAAACAGUUUACCCCCGCUUUCGUGCAGUAUGUCAGGGAACUGUCUUGCCCACUCUUAAGCAGUCAUUUUUGUUGGUGAGUGUGAGAUGUUCAUGCAUCUCCAUAAACAGAAACAAGGCAGUGAGUUUGGUGACGUUACGCCGGGGCUGCUGUGAUUGGUGAAACUCACAGGAAACUGCAAUGAUUGGUCGAAUUUGCGGAAAAGUUGCAGUGUUCCGUGAAAAUUGCAAGGUUGCGCAGAAUUCACAGGGAUCGUGACAUUGCAACAUCCUGGAGGGGCUGAUUUAUCAAUUAAUCAGUCGUCCAAAAAAUAAUUGGCAGCUAUUUAGGUAAUUGAUUUAACAUUUCAGUAAUUAUUUGAAGUAUACAUGCACUCAUUCACCGGCUCCAGUUCAUAAAACGUGAGGAUGUGCUGCUUUUCUUCGUCAAAAAUCACUGUAAAUUUAAUAUUUUUGUGUUUUUGGACUGUUGGUCAGACAAUAUGCCCAAUUUGAAAAUGUCAGAUUGGCAUUUUUUUCUCUUUUUUUGACAUUUCAUUAAUUAAGUAAUUAAUUAAUCAGAUAACUAAUCACUAGAUUUAAUGAUAAGGAAAAUAAUAGUUAAUUGCAUCCUUACUCUAUCAUGAGAAAAAAACUCUUCAGUUCCUAAACUAUCAGCUGAUUUUACAGUCACUAAUUCUCGUCAAACCCUCACAUCUCACACACACACACACACACACACACACACACAAAGAUACCUUAACAAUCUGAAUGACUCCAUUUUCUCUCAGUGUGUUCUAAUAGAUCACUAUAUAUGUUUGGGGGCACUGAUCUUUUUUAGGCCGGAAUACUGGAUGCUCAUUUACCACAGGGUACACGCUUUCACCAAACAUCCUGCUGAAUGUAAAUGCCACUGAAGCACUGCAGAGUAACUAUGGCAACAUAUAGGGUGCUAUAAGGCAGCAUGUGACUCUGCUGCACGAUGAGAUGAUGUAAUAAGCGUAGGUAGGGUCAGCACCUGCUACACCAUACGAAGAGAGCGGAGGCUUGGUUAAUGGGAAUCUGAUGGAAAUAUCUUGUAUAUAAAUAUCUGAUCAUUACUUGACAUUCCAGGAUGCAGCCAGCUGGAGGGAUUGAGACAGACUUAUUUAACAUAACCUUAUGAAAUGUUUGCUCACCUGGUUAUUUUUGGGCAAAAUUAUUAUUCUAUUCCAAUUUCAUUAUGCGUAAUAGUCGAAUAUGUGUGAGCGUAUGAGGAUUUGUUGCAGCAAUGUGUUGGUCAUAUUAUUAUCAGGAGACUUUACAGAGUUGAUGCAGGUUUGAAAAUAUAUUAAUGUGAGAUGUUGCUUCAAAGACCAAUUUAUAUUUUGGUAUUAAAGUUAUAUGAUAAAUGUUGUGUUCACGGACAUUAUGAAACAAGAUGCUUUCAAGUCGCUCAAGGUCCAAAACUAAUGCACUUUGUGUGAAAGGCAUAUACAGUACCAGAAACAGAUAAUUAUAAUUCCUGUAAUUAGCUUCACUGUUGUUGUCAGUGCUCACCAGCUGCCGCCAUAUUAGACAAUAUAUGUCUCAACAUUAAAUGUGAAAACAUGCCAACAUAUGCAACCAAACUCCAACUAUUAGACUUGAGUGUGUGCAGAUGACACCAACCAUGUCAGCGUCUUGUAGCCGCAGGACGCAAGGAGUCAUCAUACUGGAAUUCAUGACCAUGAAAGCCACAAAAACACUGCUGGUGCUUCUUCUGAAUCCUUAAUUGCACUUACAGAAGCAGCUCAACCUGUUUACAGCAACAUGACCUGAAUUUUGUUGGCAAAGUGACAUGAAAGCUCAUCUUUCAGUGCUGUGGGUGAUGGUAGUUUCCGUUAGCAUAUCAGGAAAGCUUUAUGCUGCACUUUAAAUACAAAAACAUGGCAGUUGUGGGAUAAAAUUAAACCCAUUGUGGUCAUCUUUGGCCAAUUUUGUGUGUUGGCCAGUAAGAAAUAGCAUUUUCUCUGCUCGUCCACGUCAUCUUCAUACAUUAAAUCUAUUUGCUUCAAGAAUGAUGUAAUAAUCACACUAAUUAAACUGAUUCCUGCCACUACAUUAAACUGCUUUAUAAAGGGACAGUCGUUCAUAGCUGCACUAUAUACAUGUUUUCCUUUUGCCAAAAAAAAAGACACCUUACCUACUGUUGCUUUUUAUGUGUGCACGCAUCGAACAAUGCAUUCAAUCAGGUAAUGGUGUAAAUACACGUGUGCAAAUUUCCUAUGCUUGCAUUAUGCAUUAUAUUAUGAUCGUUGCUUUGUCAAAGUCAAAUACUCUACUGUGUUUGUGCAAUGCCUUACUGCAAAAGUCUGAUUUCAAAAUAAACGUUUAAGUAAAUUAAUCACUGCUGAUCAGAUGUCUGUAAAAAUAUAUUAUUGUUGAAAAGAUUACAUGUUUUUUUUUUUUAAGUUUUCAAGACAUUAAAAAAUA